Molecule: messenger RNA, 1728 nt
Organism: Sclerotinia borealis F-4128
Lineage: Eukaryota; Fungi; Ascomycota; Leotiomycetes; Helotiales; Sclerotiniaceae
Source: the annotation of a GenBank genome assembly
AUGUUAAGGAAUUCUUCCACGAGGUUGCUUAGGAGGGCCCUCUCAUCUCAAAGAACUAUACCCAAUGUUUUACCUACAUUCCACUUGAGAAGUCUGGCUACAGUAGUGCAGGCUAUACAAAAGGAUCCUGCCGAAUUAGAUCAAAUUACUAUCCUUCCCAAUGGAGUUCAAGUCGCAACUGAGGCAUUACCUGGUCAUUUCUCCGCCAUUGGUGUAUACAUCGAUGCAGGGUCCAGAUACGAAAAUGAAGAUUUUAGAGGAGUCAGUCAUUUAAUGGAUAGAUUGGCAUUCAAAUCCACGACGAAGCGAUCGAGCGAUGAAAUGUUAGAAUCCAUAGAAUCUCUGGGAGGAAAUAUACAAUGCGCCUCAUCGAGAGAAUCUCUAAUGUAUCAGUGUGCCACAUUCAACUCUGCGGUACCGACUACCGUCGCACUGCUUGCCGAGACAAUACGAAAUCCUUUAGUGACCGAAGUGGAGGUUGAGCAACAAUUAGAAACUGCCGCCUAUGAGAUUGGUGAAAUUUGGUCAAAGCCAGAGUUAAUUCUCCCUGAAAUCGUACACAUGGUUGCGUACAAGGGCAAUACUCUGGGAAACCCUCUAUUAUGCCCCAAAGAGCGACUUUCAGAGAUCAACAGCAAUACCAUACAAAAAUACCGGGAUACUUUCUAUAGACCCGAAAGAAUGGUGGUGGCAUUUGCGGGCGUACAACAUGAUGAAGCAGUAAAGCUUGCCGAGCAACAUUUUGGGGAUAUGCCAAAAUCAGCUCCCGUCUUAUCCCAAACUGGUUCGGAAACAUCACUCGACUCAUCAUCAAGUGAAACUAGCAGCAAUAGCUCAAUGUCAUCUUCCUCAUCACUACCACCAUCGCCGACGCAAAAACCAUCCUCCUUGAUAUCACGCAUCCCAUUUUUCAAGAACAUCUCUACUUCUGCCCCCAAAAACGCCUCUGUUCAAAAUGAUUUCCUGAAUCCCCUCGAUCUCAAUGAAGCCUCACACUACACAGGUGGAUUUCUCUCCCUCCCUUCGCUUCCACCGCCAACGAACGCCUCCGUCCCCGCCUUGAGCCAUAUCCACAUCGCUUUCGAAGCCCUCUCCAUAUCUUCCCCUGACAUAUACGCCCUCGCCACUCUCCAAACCCUUCUCGGCGGCGGUGGAUCAUUCUCUGCCGGUGGUCCUGGCAAAGGCAUGUAUUCUCGCCUUUACACCAAUGUUCUCAACCAACACGGCUGGGUUGAGUCCUGCAUGGCGUUCAACCAUUCGUACACCGACUCUGGUCUCUUUGGCAUCUCCUCCUCUUGUUCCCCUGGUCACGUCAAACCCAUGCUCGAUGUUAUGUGCCGCGAACUACAAAACCUCACUCUCGCUACUGGGUUUAACGCGCUACAGACUGCAGAAGUCAACCGUGCGAAGAAUCAGCUGAGAUCCAGUUUAUUGAUGAAUUUGGAGUCGAGGAUGGUAGAACUAGAGGAUUUGGGAAGACAAGUACAGGUUCACGGAAGAAAAGUGGGGGUGAGAGAAAUGUGUAGGAAAAUUGAAGAAUUAACUGUCAAAGAUUUAAGAAGAGUGGCUACACAAGUCUUUGGAGGCUUGGUGAAAAAUGCAGGACAAGGAAGUGGCAGCCCAACAGUGGUAUUACAAGAAGGCGAAGUGGAAGGAAGAGUAUUGAAGGAAUUCGGUUGGGAUCAAAUCCAAGAUCGGAUUCAUGGAUGGAAAUUGGGGAGAUGGUAA